Messenger RNA from Mycotypha africana, 2266 nucleotides. Its product is annotated as WD40-repeat-containing domain protein. The coding region runs from base 22 to 2094 and encodes 690 amino acids. Gene Ontology annotation, biological process: transcription initiation at RNA polymerase II promoter. The record is from RefSeq and is a predicted model, not a curated record. Gene Ontology annotation, molecular function: RNA polymerase II general transcription initiation factor activity; protein binding. The transcript is spliced from 8 exons. Lineage: Eukaryota; Fungi; Mucoromycota; Mucoromycetes; Mucorales; Mycotyphaceae. Gene Ontology annotation, cellular component: transcription factor TFIID complex.
UCUCCAGCAGAUAUUGAUAAAAUGGUCGCGUCAUAUUUGCAAAAGAAGGGUUAUAAGGCUACUGAAGCCAUCUUUUCACGCGAAGCAAAAGGUGAAAAAAUAUCGUUGGAUGACAUUUUAGGGGAAAAGUCCACUAAUAUAAAAGACGAGCAACAAGAAGCAGAUACCUCUGCUGAUUCCAAACAACACCAAGAAGAAGAGGAAGAAGAAGAUCCAGAAUUGUACGAUUUGAAUUAUAAAAAUUUAAGAGAAUGGAUCGAGAAUUCUUUAGAUUGGUACAAGCCUGAAUUACGAUCAGUAUUAUUUCCAAUUUUUGUCCAUUCUUAUCUUGAUCUCGUCAGUAAAAGUCAAUUGGAGAAAGCCAAGCAAUUUAUGGAUACGUAUAAACGAGAUCACGUCGAGUUACAUACACCAGAUUUAACUAUACUCGAAGCUGUGACAGAGCCACACCACAUCCUUGAAAAUGAACUGGCGCAGAUGUAUAAGAAUAAUAAAUAUAAUUUAAGGAUGUCAGGUGUUCCUUUUGAAUUAUUUUUGAACUAUUUACAAGAUAAUAAAUUUAUGUUACUGCUUCGAAUUGUGAAUCAAUAUCUAAAUAUACAAGUGGUUCAUGGUAAAUUGUUGAAAUCCGCAGGCGGACUAGAGUUAGAUGGUGUGAUUGGCAUUACAGGACACCAAACACAACAGUUGGAAGAAUUUAACAGACAGCCAGUACAGCUCGGAUUAAACCAACUGGAUUCAAACUUUAAAGAAGAGAUAGAAAACACAUUGAAAGAAAUCGAUAGAGCUAAGAAGGAAGAGAAUAGCAAAAAUGACAAUUUCGAUCAGUCUGAGCCUACCAUAUCAUUAUUAGAUACAUUCAAAAAGUAUGUGCAAGAAUAUACAGCAGACGGCCCUGCACCAGACGACAUACCACUCCCACCAUAUAGAGGCACAGAUAUUACUGCACAAGUUGAAUAUUUGAAAAGCAUCCAUCAUCGUUUACCCUUGAGCCAAUCGUCUUUACCGAGUAUAUGCUGCUACACAUUUCACAAUACACAUGAUAGUUUGAAUUGUAUCGCUACGACCAAAGAUGCAACAUUAAUAGCAGGAGGGUUUUCAGAAUCGUAUGUAAAAAUUUGGAGUUUGAAAGGCGAAAAGCUGAAGUCACUUAGAAAUACCAUCAACCCAGCGCACGUUAAUGAUUACAACGAUUUGAAUCGACAAAAGGAACGGCAUGGAUCAGAAUACAAAAAGUUAGUGGGACAUUCGGGUCCAGUAUAUGGACUCAGCUUCAGCCCAGAUAAGAAAUAUCUGGUUUCUUGUUCUGAGGAUAAAACGACUAGACUAUGGAGCACACAAACUUUCACCAACUUGGUUAUUUUCAAGGGCCAUAAUAGCCCAGUUUGGGAUGUUGAUUUCGGACCUUACGGAUUUUACUUUGCGACUGGUGCACAUGAUAGAACAGCGCGAUUAUGGAGUGUUGACCAUAUAAACCCUUUACGAAUUUUUGCUGGUCACUUAUCAGAUGUUGAUACUGUCAAAUUCCAUCCUAACUCGAAAUACUUAGUUACCGGCUCGAGUGACCGUACUUCCCGAUUAUGGGACGUCCAAACCGGUAAUUGCGUUCGUGUCUUCACAGGUCAUACAGGCUCUAUUAAAACAGUGGCUGUGUCCCCCAAUGGUCGUCUAAUGGCUUCUGCUGGCGAAGACAAAUCGAUUAUGUUAUGGGAUCUGGGGUCAGGCAAACGUAUCAAGAAAUUGACAGGUCAUACUGGGUUCAUUUACUCCCUUAGUUUCAGCGCGGAUAGCUCUGUUCUUGUAUCGGGAGGAUCAGACAACGCUGUAUGCGUGUGGGAUGUCAAUACUGAUUCGACAAAUGCUACUUACAUGGAUACGACAGCAAGUCAGAAUAGUUUUAACAAUAAUGAACCAAAGCGACCGAGAUUGGAUGAUAAUGAAAUUAACAGGAAAUCUAAAAGAGUGCAUGAAAGUCAAGAGCGUUUAGCCGUAUUCCCAACAAAAUUGACACCACUAUAUGAUAUUCGAUUCACUGAUCGUAACUUAUGUAUUGUGGCAGGGGCUUAUACUCCUCAAAAAGCAAAUGAACAUUAGAUCUUAUAAAAACCUAAUACAUCCAUUCAUUCAAUAUAAGUUACUUGACUUUGUACUGUAUCUAUCAAACAGAAAAAUUUAUGUUACAUAGAGGUUUGAAGUGAUAAAAGCAUUAGACCUUGACUUUUUACCAGAACGCGAAUACCAUCAAACUGUACCUGAAGGCACAGAA